Chaetomium fimeti is the source of this 775-nucleotide messenger RNA. RefSeq lists its product as uncharacterized. The record is from RefSeq and is a predicted model, not a curated record. The coding region runs from base 145 to 729 and encodes 194 amino acids. The transcript has 2 exons. NCBI's taxonomy places the organism in Eukaryota, Fungi, Ascomycota, Sordariomycetes, Sordariales, Chaetomiaceae.
UGAAAAGCAUGAGCCACGCUGGCUAGGUUCGAAUAGUAUAAGUAUCCUCCACGCCCACCUCCUCGUCUCUUAGACUCCAACCUCACCAACAACCUCACAUUCCCACUUCAAGCAAACAAACUUCUAGCUCAGCCAACAACAACCAUGAAGUCAUUCGCCGCCAUCCUCGCCCUCGCGGCCUCCACCGCCCUCGGUGCAGCCCUACCUUCCGCCGCCUCAAGCUCGACCGCCUCACCGCAGCCCCACAACCUCAAGCUGGUCCUCGACCAGGACGAGUCAGGCGAAGCCGUCUGGCGCCUGCUAGACGAGAACCUCCCCGCGCACGUCGCGCAGCGGCGCAACUUAGGCGGUCACGGCAACACCUCACCGGCGGCGCGGGAGCCCCGCAGCGGCAGCGACAGCGGCCUGACCAAGCGCGCAGCCGAGUGCCACAACAGCAACCGGGCGUACUCGGACGACUGCCGCACGCUGGCGGACUCGAUCCAGUACUCGACGGCGCCCGUGCCGAGCUCGUCGCGCCACAUCGCCUACGCGACCUGCUACAUCAGCUGGUCCAAGGUCUUCGAGGGCGAGCAGAGCCGUUUCUGGGGCGGCGCGUACGAUACCCUGCAUGACUGCACGGGCGGCAACCCGGGGGAUACGCAUAAUUAUGUGUCCGGGGUGAUUAGGGGCUAUUUGCCGAACGGGGCGGCGCAGUGCCUGUCGAACCGCGCGAAGGGGUGCAGCUAGAUGGGUUUUGGGGGGGUUGUUGGGACGUGGAUGGUGCGAGUGCUGG